This is a messenger RNA of Sander lucioperca (pikeperch), 1344 nucleotides long. RefSeq names its product hes family bHLH transcription factor 6 (gene hes6). The coding region runs from base 171 to 836 and encodes 221 amino acids. Gene Ontology annotation, biological process: anterior/posterior pattern specification; regulation of transcription by RNA polymerase II; regulation of neurogenesis. Gene Ontology annotation, molecular function: protein dimerization activity; DNA-binding transcription factor activity, RNA polymerase II-specific; RNA polymerase II cis-regulatory region sequence-specific DNA binding. Lineage: Eukaryota; Metazoa; Chordata; Actinopteri; Perciformes; Percidae. The record is from RefSeq and is a predicted model, not a curated record. Gene Ontology annotation, cellular component: nucleus. The transcript has 4 exons.
CUAGUACAUGCCCCCUCGGAGCAGCAUUAAGGAGCCCAGUCUCUCUGCAAGCUUUGUUGGCUGCUGGGAUCGCCCGGCCAUCUGUCCCAUUGACAAGCUGUAACGGCUCUUUGGAUUACACACCAACCUCCAGUGGGUUUCUGGCAGCGCCUGGGUUAAACUUUAACAACAUGGCCCCCAUCAGUAACAACACAAACGGAACGGACAGAGGUGAUAACUACAGUGGAAUCAAAUCUGAAAGAAAGAUGAGGAAACCUCUGGUCGAGAAGAAAAGAAGGGCUCGCAUCAAUGAAAGUUUACAAGAACUCAGAGUUCUCGUGGCAGAUGCAGACUUACAAUCAAAGAUGGAGAAUGCCGAAGUGCUGGAGAUGACAGUGAAACGUGUGGAGAGCAUCCUGCAAAACCGGGCUCAAGAAGUGGACGCCGUGAACCGGGAGGCCUGUGAGCGUUUUGCUGCAGGCUACAUCCAGUGUAUGCAUGACGUUCACACUUUCGUGUCCAGCUGCCCGGGAAUUGACCCAACAUUAUCCGCGGAGCUGUUGAACCACCUCCUGGAGAGCAUGCCCCUAAACGACGAAGACCGCUUCCGGGUGAUGCUGCCGGACACGUUGACAGAGUGCACCGGCAGCAACAGCACUUGGUCCCUGUCUGAGAGCAUGUACACUGCUCUAGUGUCCCCGGCCCCUUCCACCACCUCCACCGAUGACCUCUGCUCUGACCUGGAUGAGACGGACUCAGAGCAAAGUCAUGUUUCUUCUUCAGAGGAGGCUGAAAGCCAGGAUGUGUUGUGCUUGCCUUCCUUAACUUACUCCAAGUCAAUGUGGAGACCAUGGUAGAUCAUUUAAAAAAGGAAUAGCAUGUUUUAAACUACGCUAGAUGAUUUAGCUAGCUAAUGCUGUGUUAUGUUGUAGGGAGUAGGCCUCAUGUACAAGUACAUGCCAACAACACUGCUGAGAUGACAACUUUGCAACGUAUUGAAAGGCAUCUGAGAAGCUCUUUGUAUAAUUAGUGGGGAACUACCAUGAAACUAAAAUGUAUUUAAUAAAUAAAAUAUGUAAUUAAAUCUGUUUUGUAGAGGUCAGAGACUUGAACGGUCUUCAUUUGGAAGUGUUUUGGCCCUGCCUUCAGUGAAGGGGUAAAUGCAUAUGUAAAUAUUUACUUGUUGAAUAUGACUGGGCUGUGAUAGCUGUCCCACUAGAAAUGUAUUGUUAGUUGUGUGUAAAUUAUUUUGUAUUUAGGAUGUUUUUAACUUUUUUAUUUAUAAGUGUCCAAUGACGUUUAGUAGGCUACCUCAUCUGAUUUGCCUAAGUUUAAACUUUUCAAUAAAUGUCUUUGACUUUUAAA